Radiomyces spectabilis is the source of this 514-nucleotide messenger RNA. Its product is annotated as DnaJ domain-containing protein. Lineage: Eukaryota; Fungi; Mucoromycota; Mucoromycetes; Mucorales; Radiomycetaceae. Gene Ontology annotation, molecular function: heat shock protein binding. The record is from RefSeq and is a predicted model, not a curated record. Gene Ontology annotation, cellular component: cytoplasm; nucleus. The transcript has a single exon. The coding region runs from base 56 to 433 and encodes 125 amino acids.
UUUUUUUUUCAUGUAGUUGAUCCUUUUUUUUCUGUGUUCCUCUUCAUUUGUGAUCAUGUCACCUACUUUGAGUGAUGCCAAGAAGGAUUUGUACAAACUAUUGGGGCUGGAGCGUGAAACAGCUACCGAAAAGCAAAUCAAGUCAUCGUACCGAAAGCUUGCACUCAAGUACCAUCCCGACAAACUCAAGAGUAAUGUGUCUGACGAUGAAAAGCAAGAAGCGGUCGACAUGUUCCAGCAAAUCGGCGUUGCUUAUAGCAUUCUGAGCGAUCCCAAGAAAAAAGCCAUUUACGAUCGCACAGGGAACAUCAACAGCGACGGCUUCUUGGAUAGUGAUAAAGACUGGACAGAAUAUUUCAAAGAAUUGUGGACCGGCGUGGUGAGCGCAGAAACAAUCGAUGCACAUGCCAAGAAAUAUCGACGUAAGUGUUAAGUGUGCAGAUGCUUUUUGAACUGGUCAGACUUAUCGUGCGUGUGCAAUUGUACAUUAGAUUCGGCCGAAGAAAGAGGCGAU